Molecule: messenger RNA, 1536 nt
Organism: Eriocheir sinensis (Chinese mitten crab)
Lineage: Eukaryota; Metazoa; Arthropoda; Malacostraca; Decapoda; Varunidae
Gene: Rpt2
Product: 26S proteasome regulatory subunit 4
Exons: 9
Coding region: 52-1377 (441 amino acids)
Biological process (GO): proteasome-mediated ubiquitin-dependent protein catabolic process
Cellular component (GO): proteasome regulatory particle, base subcomplex
Molecular function (GO): ATP binding; proteasome-activating activity; ATP hydrolysis activity
Source: RefSeq, a predicted model, not a curated record
UCUGGGCAAGUCGAGGGUCCAGGCGACUGUCAACAAGGGGAACCGCAAGCCAUGGGCCAGAGUCAGAGCAGUGGGUCGGGGGGCUCGGGCCAGGGUGGGGACGACAAGAAGGACAAAAAAAAGAAAUAUGAGCCGCCAGUCCCCACACGCGUCGGCAAGAAGAAGAGGAAGAUGAAGGGCCCAGAUGCCGCCAACAAGCUUCCUUUGGUGACGCCACACACUCGCUGCCGCCUCAAGAUGCUGAAGCUGGAGCGCAUCAAGGACUACCUACUCAUGGAGGAGGAGUUUAUCCGUAACCAGGAGACUCUGAGGCCGCAAGAGGAGAAGCAGGAGGAGGAGCGCAGCAAAGUGGACGACCUGCGUGGGACUCCAAUGAGCGUCGGCACCCUGGAGGAGAUCAUCGACGACAACCACGCCAUCGUCUCCACCAGCGUCGGCUCGGAGCACUACGUCUCCAUCCUCUCCUUCGUCGACAAGGACCAGCUCGAGCCUGGCUGUUCCGUCCUCCUCAAUCAUAAGGUCCAUGCGGUGGUGGGGGUGCUGAGUGAUGACACAGACCCCAUGGUGACGGUGAUGAAGCUGGAGAAGGCGCCGCAGGAGACUUACGCCGACAUCGGAGGUCUCGACACUCAAAUUCAGGAGAUCAAGGAGUCGGUGGAGCUGCCCCUGACACACCCCGAGUACUACGAGGAGAUGGGCAUCAAGCCUCCCAAGGGUGUCAUCCUGUAUGGCCAGCCCGGCACUGGCAAGACCCUGCUGGCCAAGGCGGUGGCCAACCAGACCAGUGCAACCUUCCUCAGGGUGGUGGGCUCGGAGCUUAUACAGAAGUACCUGGGCGAUGGACCCAAGUUGGUGCGUGAGCUGUUCCGUGUGGCCGAAGAACACGCCCCCAGUAUUGUCUUCAUUGACGAGAUCGACGCCAUCGGCACCAAGCGUUACGACUCAAACUCAGGCGGCGAGAGGGAGAUCCAACGUACCAUGUUGGAGCUCCUCAACCAGCUGGAUGGCUUCGACUCGCGCGGUGAUGUCAAGGUGAUCAUGGCAACCAACAGGAUCGAAACCCUUGACCCAGCGCUGAUCCGGCCGGGGAGGAUCGACCGCAAGAUUGAGUUCCCGCUGCCGGACGAGAAGACCAAGCGGCGCAUCUUCCAAAUCCACACCUCGAGGAUGACCUUAUCUGAUGAUGUCAACCUCGACGAGCUCAUCAUGGCCAAGGACGACCUCUCGGGGGCAGACAUCAAGGCCAUCUGCACCGAGGCUGGGCUGAUGGCACUAAGGGAGCGGCGAAUGAAGGUCACCAGCGAGGAUUUCAAGAAGUCCAAGGAGAACGUGCUGUACAGGAAGAAGGAGGGGACGCCCGAGGGGCUUUACCUGUAAGGGGCGCCAACAACACCAGUCCCUUCACCUCCUCCCCUCCGCCCUGUUCAGUCCGCUGGUAUCUUUUUUCUAUUUAUGUAACUUUUUAGGUUCAUAGCGAAGUGUUGUAACUGGAAGGCUCAUGUUGGAGUUGAAAUAUACAUGUAAUAAUAAUGUAAA